Molecule: messenger RNA, 3618 nt
Organism: Centruroides sculpturatus (bark scorpion)
Lineage: Eukaryota; Metazoa; Arthropoda; Arachnida; Scorpiones; Buthidae
Exons: 3
Coding region: 381-2627 (748 amino acids)
Source: RefSeq, a predicted model, not a curated record
CACUGGAUGUGGAAGUGAGCGAAGAACGGUGGUUAGUGAACUCCAUGAAGGAGGAAAAGGCCUUACAAUGGAUGCCACUUUGUAAAUUAGGGAAAUAUCCCUCGAGUGUAAAUCGUGAUAUUAUAUUAUAUGCAUCCAUGUUCGAUCCGGAUAAUCGAAUAUUAGCUGGUUAUGCAGACUACGCGGUCGCUCCUUUCAUCCGGCAGCCAUGUAGGAGAAAGUCGAUCACCCCGUCGGCUUGUAAAUUAGCUGGAUGUUCCGAACGCUGAUGAUGAUGAUGAUGAUGAUGAUGAUGAUGCAGAUGUAACAUUUGUGAACGGCGGAAGAAACAAAACAAAAACAAACAAAACAAAACAAAAAAAUUCCAAAAAAAAAACAAAAUGAGCGAUCACAGCCCAAAAACAAACAAGCAAUAUCAUCCUAGAAUGGAUGAACUGCUAGCCAAGCUCAGAAGAAGCAUGGCGGAGCUGAGUUUGCAAGGAGAUGACUUUACUCGUCAAAUGUGGCAAAUGUACGCCAUAUUCGAGGAGGUUAUCGCAAGUCGUACGGACUCUAGGUCCAGUCAUAUCAGCCAUCACCACUUGCACCAGGGCGAAUCGGUAGCACGCGAUGAUUUUCCUCUGACAUCUCACCAACCGAAAGCUGAGGAGAGUGGAAGUGAGAGGGAAACGCGACAAAGACAAGACGGAAGUCAACGUCAGUCACCUAGAAAAUUUUCUCCCGGUGCAAGAAAAAAAAGAAUGAGUGCCGGCCAGUAUCAUCACUACCAGCUUCGAUGCCACCAUAGAACACGUUCGGAACCAACUUCAAAUCCGCUUCUAGAUACAAUCAGUGUUUUAACUACAGAUCCUUGUGAUUCAGAUGACUAUUAUGAUUUGGCAGCAGCAUACCAACAGCGAAGAAUGUUAUCAAAUGGAGAAGAAAUCAAAACAAGAUCUUCUCCAUCUUGCCAGCAUCAUACUAGUGAUAUGGAUAGGGAUUCAAUUGGAUACGCUGGUUCUAAUUCUAUUGAUAGCGGAUAUAAAAGUUUAUGUCCAACUCCGGAGAUACCUGACGGGUACUAUGGCGCUGAAGGUGGAAGGGCAUCUUCGUGCGGCGCUGGAGGAGCCACUGAUUCGUCAAGUUCAAAUUCUUCUCCUAGCUGCAAUAGAGACAAGCCGAAAAUAAUGAUGGGCACAAGAGUGAUGGGGAGGCAAUGUCCAAGGCCACGUGGUCCUCCUCCACCUCCUGGUCCAUCUAGGAAAGGAGGAGAUCCGGCCCUGCACGAUGUCAAUCUCGAUCAUUUGAUGUAUUUAAGACAAUCCCUAAUUAGUGCCAUUCAAAGGUGUGAAUCGUCUUCAUCUUCACAAUCACGAGAAGGAAGUCCUACUGUUACUCGGGGGCCACCAAUUCGGAGAGGAAGCACCGGAAGUCCGAAAAGAACGCAAUCGCCCCAAGUAGAAAGGAGACGGGCUCAUACCCAUUCGGCUGGAGUGCCAUCUCCAAGAAGAACAUCACCUAAUCAUCAUCAUCCUCCACCGGGUUCUUCUUCUUCUUCUUCAGCCAGUUCACCUUCCUACCAAAAGACAGUGCGAUUUGACACCGAUAUCAAAGUUGCUGCUUCAGCAGUGAAAGCAAAACAAACGGCUCAAGUCCAAUCGGCUGGAGGAAGUCCUAGAAGCACGCGUAAGCAAUCCAAAUCAAUUCUUAAAGAUCCUCUUUGUGCCAGUCUAAGAUCCCAACUUGAAUCUGGUGAUAGAUUAACUCCCGAUUGUUCUAUGGAAGAGGAGAUUGAUGCCCUUUUAUACGGAAGGGCCGAAUAUUAUGACUUGGAAAGCGUCGAAGAUUUUCCAUGCAGUUAUGUGACUAUGAUCGAGGAGAAAUACCGAUGCGGUAGGGCAAAUAUCGCAAAAGUAAAGAAGCUGAAAGAACCUUCAAACAAAGCGGAAGAAUGUCAUAGCGCCAAAGUACAAGCAAAUCCUGAAGCGAGUUUGGUGCUUGCCACGACAGCAGCCAGUUCGAGAAGCGUUACUAAAGUUAUAGAAGAUUGUCCGGAUCGAAGUAGAUCUCAAUGUGAACCACCAGCUGACUGCAAACCUUCGGCCAAAUCGCGAUUCACCGAAGUGGCAAAGUGUAUGCUGGAAAUAAUUGAAGAUCUACAGCUUCAAGUGGACACUAGUGGCACCGCAAUUAAAGAUGCUGGAGCAGUACAGGCACUGACUGCUGCAACGGAAGUCGAUUCAGCAAGUGCUGUUAGUGUUACUUAUCACACUACGGCAGCUGACUAUCACGUUUACGAAGAGAUCCUUUACGAUUUUGUUGCGGGAGCUGCAGCAGCGGGAAGGCCUACAGAUUUUCGAGAUACGCCCCCUCCCCUGCCGGCUAGGCCAAGUGGCAUGACUCAAAAACAAGAAAGGACGAUAUUUGCGCAAACAGUUGUAUCUACCACUGUAUCGACAGAAGUUUCUGAUUUUAGUAGAGCUUCGAGGAACUGUCCCAAGCAACGAAGUAAUCUGUACUCCUUGGUUAGAGAUCAGGCCGAAAGAAGGGACAUCUCGAGGUCCUUAGAACGAGAAUGGAAGGGUGCGCACGAACCUGGAGAUCUCGAAGACGAAUAUGGAUUCAAAAAAUCCUAUCCGUCAUCAUAACACGUUCUAUAUACUUCCAAAUAAAUAAAAAAAUAAAUGGAAUUAGGAUAUGUGAUUUUUUUUAACCAAAUUCGUUCAUUAGUGCGCUCCAAACUACCUCUUUCUCAGGAUUAGCUUUCACAUUGUAGAAGUAAAAACAGUCGAAAAUUUUUGUUAAAUAAUUCGUAUGUUAUUCGUGUCAAAUCAAGUUUUAGAUGAGAUAUUCCCAUUAGGCAAAAAAAAAAAAAAAAAAAUGCCAGGCAUGAGCGAUAAUUUAGAUAGAUAGUUUGAAGGUAUUUAUUUUGAAAGCCAGUCGACCACUUUAGCGUUACGCAGUUACUCGAUAAAAUAUAUAGUUUUUGGCAUUGCAUAUUGAAAAUAUUAUAAAAUAAUGUGGCAAUUUUCCCCGACAUUUCUGAAUGGAAAUUUGAGAAAUUCUCGAAUGAAUAUUCACAAAAAUAUAUGAAGAAAAAAAAUAAUCUGCUCUUAAUUCAUUUUAUAUCGAAAUAUAUUAAUAAAUAUUUUAAUUAUUUAUUUAUUUUUUUUCUCUCCUUAGACAAUAUAGAGAUUGCCACAUUAUUUAAAACGGAGUAUUCAUUUUAUGGCACUGAUCAAUGUGAAAUGGAAAAAUCUUCCAUUUAAUCUGUUUAAAAACUUCUCUAGAAGUUCGUGAAAUCGACAAUUUUUCAAAAGAACUGAUCCUAUUUCUGGAUAAGACAAGCAAUAAUAACAAGUUGAUUCUGAUUCGAUUGAAGAAUGUUCCUGUUACGCGAAAAUGAACCUACUGUAAUGUUGUAUAUUAUAUCUUAAAUAUUUAUAGACAAGUUGUUGAACUGUAACUCGAUUCCGGAUAAAACUAUAGUGUAAUUGAAUUCUCAAUAUUGCCUAUUGGAAGUUUUUUCCUUUGUUUAAAUUAUUCCUUUGCUCCGUCCUUCAAUAGUUAUGGGUUUUUAGAUAAUCAGAUGCUAUUCAAAAUGUCAAAAAUAUGUAGAAAUGAAUGUAUAUAUAUAUA